AUGUUUCGCUGGCGUCACUGGGAGGAGUUGUGGCAGAACAAUCUUUUCGAUCUCAAGGCUACCAAGGAGAUUGCUGGGACAACGGCUUUUGUGGCUAUGGACACCGAACCAUGGUCAGAUCAAGUCGGACACAACCCUGAUGCAAGAGAGGCCUGCGAGAUUGGCAUAGCUUUACUACUUCCCUUGGCAUGUCACUCAAAGCCGACGUCUGAGCCGCCUCGGACACUCGAGGAAAUCCACCAACGAUUCAACAUCUCUUCACAUUGCAUACGUAUCCGCGGCCGAGAGCACGCAGACCGAGGGGAGCGAUUCUGGGGGGGUGGUAACGAAAGAGUUACGUACGCCGAACACGAUGGUGUAGAAGACGCUCUCAUCAACAUUCUACAUACCGGCCAACAGCAUUAUUACUCCUCUGACAGCACACCCCUAACGCUCACUCUUGUCGGGUUUGAUCUUUGCGCAGAAUUUCGUAUUCUGUCUCACCAAUAUCCGCGGUUUCUCAAGCGCUUUACUUCGUGGGUCGACAUUCAAGAGCUUGUCAAAGAACUCACGCCACUGAAUACUCAGGCACCGAGCCUACGAAAUACUCUGAUUGGGGUUGGAUACGAGCCCAAGUUCCCUACCAAGCCAUCACGCAGUGGUGGUCACAGUGCCGGGAAUGAUGCUGCGCGCUCCAUCGCGGUUCUUGUCACACUCCUGUUCUUUUUUCCCCGAGGCGAAGACAUAACUCAGGCGUGCCUGGAUUACCAUGCGAAUCGCACCAAGCAACGAGCAAACAGGCAACGCGAAAAUGUCAACAUGAAUAAACGCGACUUGUUUUCCAAGCACUAUCCGAAGCCACGAGAGAGAUACCCGUUCCAGGCUAAAGUCGACUUACCGGGAGCCUGCAUCACCAAGUGGCAAGACCCAGCUGAAUUGUGCCAAUACUUUCUCGAAUACAAACCUGUGGCGGCAGGUACCAACAGCACGCAGGUAUUUGGGGGAUGGAUCUGUUGGCCCAGUCUAAAGGAGCUCGAGCUUUUUUUGAAAGUGGUGGACGGGCUUGAGGAUGCAGAAGGGAGGGGAACUUGGGUCGCAAAAUCAAGGUAUGAUCCGAAGGUAGUCUCUGCUUUCACGAAAACCGAGUUGGAUGAAUAUCUGCGGCUAAAGUCGGCCUCUGAGAUUGCCGCAAAGAAAAAGACCCCUGCAGAAGCGUAG
Molecule: messenger RNA, 1197 nt
Organism: Akanthomyces muscarius
Lineage: Eukaryota; Fungi; Ascomycota; Sordariomycetes; Hypocreales; Cordycipitaceae
Exons: 1
Coding region: 1-1197 (398 amino acids)
Source: RefSeq, a predicted model, not a curated record